AUGUCCACCGCACAGGACCGUCUCAGCGCCGUGUCAGGCCAGCUCUCCGCGACCCACCCGCACGGCUUGCUCGCAGGCCAAGUCGCCAUCGUCACCGGCGCAGCGCAGGGUAUCGGCAAGGCUUGUGCUGUCCUCUUUGCAAAGGAGGGCGCAAAGGUCGUCGUGGCUGACCUUGACGAGGCCAAGGCCAACGCGGUCGUCGAUGAGAUCAAGAAGGCUGGCGGACUGGCGAUCGGCGUCGGGGGAGACGUGACCGCGCCCGAGUACCCGAAGAAGCUUGUCAAUGCGACCAUCGAGGCGUUUGGCGACAUCAACGUCCUCGUCAACAUGGCCGGAUUCACCGCCGACCGCAUGCUCCACACCACGCCCGACGACAUGUUCGAGCUGAUGCUCAAAGUGCACAACACGGCUCCCUUCCGCUUGAUCAAGGAAGUCGCGCCGUACAUGCGGAGCAAGGACCCGAAGGACAAGGGGAAGAACAGGAGCAUUAUCAAUGUUUCGUCGACUUCGGGCUUGCACGGAAACGUCGGACAGGCCAAUUACGCCACUGCCAAGGCCGGCAUUAUCGGUCUCACCAAGACUGUUGCUAAGGAGUGGGGUCCCUUCGGCGUCCGCUGCAACACCGUCGCCUUCGGUUACAUUACCACCCGCCUGACUCAGGCAAAAGAACUCGGCGAAGCUAUUGUCGUAAACGGGAAGAAAAUCCCCCUCGGUAUCCCCUCAAAAGGCUCGCACGCCCAAACGGACGACUCGCGCGUGCCCGACAUCCCGCUCGGAAGGCCCGGGUCGCCAGAGGAAGGGGCUGCUGCAUGCCUCUUUUUGGCAUCGGGAUUGGCCGCGUUUGUUAGUGGACAUACGUUGGAAGUUACGGGUGGGCGUGGAAUCUAA
This is a messenger RNA of Rhodotorula toruloides NP11, 888 nucleotides long. RefSeq names its product 3-oxoacyl-[acyl-carrier protein] reductase. The record is from RefSeq and is a predicted model, not a curated record. Gene Ontology annotation, molecular function: oxidoreductase activity, acting on the CH-OH group of donors, NAD or NADP as acceptor. The transcript has 12 exons. NCBI's taxonomy places the organism in Eukaryota, Fungi, Basidiomycota, Microbotryomycetes, Sporidiobolales, Sporidiobolaceae. The coding region runs from base 1 to 888 and encodes 295 amino acids.